AUGCUGCAAGAUAUGGCCUGCAGAUUUCGCCUGGCUAUCUUUUUGACUACUUUCUACAGAUGUAUAAUCACUAACUUUGUGAUAGCCCUCGCCACAACACCGUGCUCUGAAGAUACCGCACAAGUAUGUCCAAACAAAUUAGGCGAUACCAUUUGUGAACAAUUUUUUGAAAAGCCGACUAAACUCAGUAAUGGAUGGAUGGCAGAUGCUAACUGUAAUAAACCCGAAUACAGAAGUCUGGCAGUUCAGUGCCGCCGAACAUGUCUGACAUGUUGUAGAGAUCCGGCAUACCAAUGCGAGAACAAUGAAAAUUCGCGCCUAAACUGUACUGGAAUACUUGAAGCUGGUGGCUGUAUUACUGAAGUACCGUGGAUUGCACGGAUGCUGCAACAGGAAUGCCCACAUUCGUGUGGCUUAUGCGAAAUUUCAUUCUGCGCUGAUAAGCAUGAAAUGUGUCCUUUAUUAGCAGAAAUAUGUAACCACCAAAUGCAAAAAACUGCUGCCAGUGAUAACUGUGCUGACAGCUUUCCUGAAUGUCAUAAAAAUCGAAACUUAUGCAACGUACCUGAAUACGCCAAAAUGAUGAAAGAAAAAUGUAAAAAAACUUGCAACUUUUGUAAGGAUAAUACCACAAAUGUAACUGCAUGUACAGAUUCGAUGAUAAGUUGUCCAUUAUGGGCUCGAAAUGGUUUCUGCGCGGAUAAAGGAUACACCAUGCAACAGAAGCGUCAUUACUGUAGGAAGACGUGUAACUACUGCUAA
Molecule: messenger RNA, 762 nt
Organism: Enterobius vermicularis (human pinworm)
Lineage: Eukaryota; Metazoa; Nematoda; Chromadorea; Rhabditida; Oxyuridae
Source: the annotation of a GenBank genome assembly